AUGUUUGGGCACGAGAAGCGACUUCCGUUUCGUUCUGAAAACCUGAUUGUCUACCUUGCCACUUUCGGGAUUGCUCAGCUAAGGCAGGUCAUGUGUGAUAUCGUCCCAAGUCAACGCAAGUCAGUCGCAGUGAAGGAGCGAUACUCCCGAUUUGCGGAGAAUGGUGCCAUCGUCGUUGGGGAGAUGGAAGUGGAUGGGGAGUGGCUGCGCAUCAGCGGGAAUAUCUUCCUGCCGGUGCAAGUUGGACAGAUUCACAUCCUCGAUGAGGUCAUUGAAGCCGAAGACCCUCCUGAACAUCAUGUGCCUCACCCAGAGACCUGGUGGGCGUGCUGCCCAUCAAGUGCCAGCCAAAAGGUUGCAGAAGCAUCUGCUGGUGGGGUCGCACUCCAAAAUCAAGCACAACCCAUGAGAGCAGAACAUAUCGGAACAAAUUGCUAA
Messenger RNA from Durusdinium trenchii, 438 nucleotides. NCBI's taxonomy places the organism in Eukaryota, Dinophyceae, Suessiales, Symbiodiniaceae. The record is from the annotation of a GenBank genome assembly.